AUGGGAACAAAAAGUCUUCCAAGAUUGAUUGACGAAAAGAAAAAAUUGGGCAAAGGAGUGUCGCCUAAACGUAAAGACAUAUACAUUCAGACUCGAACUCGUAAAGAUGGGACAAUUGUCAAUGAAAAAGCUGCAAGAGAAGAACUAAAGAAACAUAAUGAGGCUGAAACAUCUCAAUCAACUCAAAACACGCAAAGGCAUACAUCUUGGAAUGAAGACAUAUUCUCUAAAGUGCAAGGACUUGAUAAAAGGGGGCGUAUCCGCUGCAUGGGCAAGAUUCCAAAAUGUAAAAAAAUAAAGGCUUCCUCAUCUGAAAAUGAAGAGCUACGUGAUCGAAUGAAGCAUAUGGAAAACUUGUUGACAAAUGUGUUGACACUAAUUCAAAAUCGACUUCCUGGAGAAGAUCUUAAUGAGCGUAUGGAUGCUGCAAGACGGGUUUCAGAUGCUUCGAGUGCCCCGAACCAUUUGAAUUCUCCAAGUUCAAACGCUAAUGAAGAUGAUGAAUAUGAUGAAGAUGCUGAAGAUUAA
This is a messenger RNA of Lotus japonicus, 528 nucleotides long. RefSeq lists its product as uncharacterized. NCBI's taxonomy places the organism in Eukaryota, Viridiplantae, Streptophyta, Magnoliopsida, Fabales, Fabaceae. The coding region runs from base 1 to 528 and encodes 175 amino acids. The transcript has 5 exons. The record is from RefSeq and is a predicted model, not a curated record.